CGCAAUUCAAAAUGGCGACCAUCAACAGAGUCUUAGCUUUGAUGCCUUCGAAUUCAAGAACUUUCCUCAAGAUAACGCCAGGAGUCUAUGCUUCGUCAUGCAGUUGUUUCCUAUUAAGAAGAUCCUCUAGUUCUCUGUCUGCAGAUAAGAAAUCCCUCAUAGCCGAGGGACCAAGUCUGGGAGAAUUUAUAUCAGGAGAGGUUAUUCCACAGGAAAAUCCCUACAAGAGAAAGAAAGGACAACGACUACGUCUACCACCAUGGCUCAAAAGGGAAAUACCCACUGGUAAAAAUUACCAUAAACUCAAAGAAACACUAAGAGAGUUGAACUUAUCUACUGUGUGUGAAGAGGCUAAAUGCCCGAAUAUUGGUGAAUGCUGGGGUGGAGGAGAGAGUGAAACAGCUACUGCAACUAUUAUGAUACUUGGUGACCAGUGCACAAGAGGUUGUAGAUUCUGUUCUGUGAAAACCAACAAGAAACCUCCUCCGCCAGAUCCUAUGGAGCCUGCUAAUACAGCAGAGGCAAUCAGUCGCUGGGGUUUAGACUACAUAGUCAUCACCUCUGUAGACAGAGAUGAUUUGCCAGAUGGUGGAGCUGCCCAUUUUUCAGAGACAGUAACAGAAAUCAAGAAAAGAAAUCCAGGCAUACUUGUAGAAUGCUUGACUGGUGAUUUCCGAGGUGAUCUAAAAGGUGUAGAAGCUGUGGUAAAAUCAGGACUGGAUGUUUAUGCUCACAAUGUGGAGACAGUGGAUAGGCUGCAGUUGCUUGUGCGUGACCCAAGAGCAAACUACAAACAGUCCCUUGAGGUACUAAGACAUGUUAAGAGAACUGAGCCAUACAUGGUGACUAAAAGCUCUUUGAUGCUGGGUCUCGGUGAAACUGAUGAAGAAGUUCUACAAGCCUUGAAAGAUCUCCGUGAAGCUAAAGUAGAUUGCGUGACACUAGGACAGUACAUGCAACCAACGAGGCUUCAUCUAAAGGUCACGGAGUACAUCACUCCUGAGAAGUUCAAGCAUUGGGAGUUGGUUGGUAAUGAGCUGGGGUUUGCGUACACUGCCAGUGGACCGCUUGUACGAUCCUCAUACAGAGCAGGUGAAUUCUUCCUGACAAACUUGCUGAAAACUCGAAAAGGAAACACAGAUGGCUAACACUAAACAGAAAUGAAAACUAGCAAGUGGAAGGUGGUACACCUAUUUUCCUGCAUGUUUACCGAAUUAUACUUUGCGAGAGACCAAUAUGGAUGGAACUCGCGUCGCUCAGGGACUCACCCAGAUACACGGAGUGAAUGAACUUUGCUCAGUCCGGGAAAUUCGGACUUUGGCAGCAAAAGUAAUUAAUAUGAAAACUACAGUGUGUCUCGUUUGAAUCUUUUUUUUUAAUCAAUAUCACUGAGAGAUGUCAAUGUUUGAACAUUAUUGGAAGAGAUUGAAUCACAAACAUUAUCGAUCCGAUCCAAUAAGAAGCCCUCUAAUAGUGGACAAACCCCAAAGUAGAGCCUUUUUGCUGUCUACGUAACACCUAAGUACCAUCUGCACAAAGCGUACCAGGCUCUCGAAAGAUACAUCAUCGAUGCUAUCCAACAUUGAACACUUUCCUAAUGAACAUACAACCCAAAACUGGGGUAAAGAGUAGAUGGUGCUCCAGCUCAUCUUUGAGUUCACAAAAAUGCACUAAAUCCAAUCGCAUCGGAACAAAAUCACCAAACACACUUCAGAACCCAACAAAAACUUAACUUAGGUAAUAACGUGAUUUCGAGUGUAACUUUGAGUUAAUAAGCACGGGUAAAUCUUGAAAAGGCAACAAAAUUUAACGAGCCCGUUGGGGGAGUGCAACUUGUAAUCUUUUAAAAAAAUUUUAAAUCGUGAUGUUACUUGUUAAUAGUUAAUAUGUAAAAAGCGUCACAGAAAGUCAAGUGAGACGAAAUUUUGACAGCGCGCGCUGUCGUAUGUUAUUUGCACUCGUUUUUCAACACUGUACUCGCGUUACAUGAAAAAUUCAUUCGUUCUUAGCUAAUCUGAAGCGAGUCAAGUUUUUCUUGUAUAUUAUUAGAGAAGUAAUAUUACGAUCAAAAGAUGAAUGGCAUUCUGGGAUAUAAAACUGUUUUCAACGAAUUAGAAGCAUUGAAUGUAUUUUUCGUAGCAUAUAAAAGAUUAUUUAAUAUUUCUACGGCUAAUCAUGCUGUAGAUGGCUAAAAAUUACACAACGAAGGUUUUGGCCAUAUUUAACAUUUCUUAAAAGACAUGCUUUUUACGUUGUUUGUUAUUUUGUGUUACAUCAAGAAAUUUAAACAAUAUACCUGUUUCUUUUCAACUCGUCAAGAUCUGUACUAAAAUACGAUCCUAAAAGUUUGCAGCCGAUAGAUAUUCCUUAACAGAUUAAAGAAUACCGAGCUUGAGAAACAAGUGUUCCAUAAGAGACUUAACGAACUGCUUUGAAUAAACUAGACAAGUUUUAACGUCA
Messenger RNA from Pocillopora verrucosa, 2460 nucleotides. Its product is annotated as lipoyl synthase, mitochondrial-like. Lineage: Eukaryota; Metazoa; Cnidaria; Anthozoa; Scleractinia; Pocilloporidae. Gene Ontology annotation, cellular component: mitochondrion. Gene Ontology annotation, molecular function: lipoate synthase activity; 4 iron, 4 sulfur cluster binding. Gene Ontology annotation, biological process: lipoate biosynthetic process. The record is from RefSeq and is a predicted model, not a curated record.